GGCCCCCAGCCCCUGCAGGCGUGGCUCUGGGCGCCGCAGGACCUGCUGCCGCCGGGGUCUCCGCUCCGCACUCAUGGCUUCUCCCAGCAAGGCAGUGAUCGUCCCCGGGAACGGAGGCGGGGAUGUGGCCACCCACGGCUGGUAUGGCUGGGUGAAGAAGCAGCUGGAGCAGAUACCUGGUUUCCAGUGUUUGGCUAAAAACAUGCCUGACCCAAUUACAGCUCGAGAGAGCAUCUGGCUGCCGUUCAUGGAGACAGAACUGCAUUGUGAUGAGAAGACCAUCAUCAUCGGCCACAGCUCUGGGGCCAUUGCGGCCAUGAGGUAUGCAGAAACACAUCGAGUAUAUGCUAUUGUGUUAGUGUCUGCAUACACAUCAGACUUGGGGGAUGAAAAUGAGCGUGCAAGCGGAUACUUCAGCCGCCCCUGGCAGUGGGAGAAGAUCAAGGCUAACUGCCAUCACAUUGUGCAGUUUGGCUCCACUGAUGACCCUUUCCUUCCCUGGAAGGAACAGCAAGAAGUGGCUGAUAGGUUGGAAGCCAAAUUGUGCAAAUUCACUGACCGUGGUCACUUUCAGAACACAGAGUUUCAUGAACUAAUUAAUGUGGUAAAGUCUUUGCUCAAAGUACCAGCAUAGACUGAUUGCUAUUUUGCAUCCCAAUAUAGGGGUACAGUAAUAGUAUCUAUGAUCAGAUGAUUACUAGAUACAUAAAACAUCUAGUUAAGUUCCAAAAGUGCCUGAAAAACAAAUACAAGUUUUAACAUUCAAUCUAAAUUACAAAUAGCAUUUCCAUUUUCCAUAGAGUCUAAAUCUCCCCAAAUUGCUAUGAACUACAGCAAUAUUUUCCCCAUUUGCUAAGGGACGUAAGCUUUACCACCCUUCUCUAUCCAAAGUGAAUUAAGUUGGAAACAGAACCCAGGUUUCCUGAUCCUAUUUCAGAAUAAAACUAAAUAGGCUUCAUGUCAUUGUAGAUAUUUCACUAUUUUCCUCUUUGAAAUAAAACUUUCUAUUUUAUUGGGGAAAGAAAACAUGACUAAAGGUCCGGAAUGUUGGCAUAGAGCUCAAAACUGCUGCUGUUUCAAGUUGGCCUAGGAUAUUAAACCUAGACUAGGGCCUUUACCUUUGAUACCUGCCCCUUUAGUUCUUCAAACAUGCAGAGAAAGACUGAUAUGUAAGGAUGCUGAGUCAAUGGUCUGCUCAAUCAGGUGGGAAGAAGCAUAGCAUACACACACACA
Messenger RNA from Microcebus murinus (gray mouse lemur), 1233 nucleotides. RefSeq names its product RB binding protein 9, serine hydrolase (gene RBBP9). The record is from RefSeq and is a predicted model, not a curated record. NCBI's taxonomy places the organism in Eukaryota, Metazoa, Chordata, Mammalia, Primates, Cheirogaleidae. Gene Ontology annotation, molecular function: hydrolase activity.